Molecule: messenger RNA, 2117 nt
Organism: Bombus pyrosoma
Lineage: Eukaryota; Metazoa; Arthropoda; Insecta; Hymenoptera; Apidae
Gene: Inx7
Product: innexin inx7
Exons: 7
Coding region: 371-1579 (402 amino acids)
Biological process (GO): phototransduction
Cellular component (GO): plasma membrane; gap junction
Molecular function (GO): gap junction channel activity
Source: RefSeq, a predicted model, not a curated record
GGUUACGAGUUUACAAGUUUCCUGAAACCUUGUCAUGAUUCCACUGCGCAAUCGUAGCUGAUAAGAGAAAAUAAGAUUUACCAGCAUUGAAAGUUCAGUCUGAAUUCGAUCAACAUUUCAUUGGUAUUGUGGAAAGUCUUUUGCACGAACUUAAGUUCUUCUUCCGGUUCUUUUCUGUUAUUUUUCGUAUAUUUUUUGUAUAUCGUACUGUUCUUGAUGAACAGAAAGAGAAAUUUGAAAUAGAAGUAGAUGCCGUAACUCCGGAAGUAGCCAAGGCUACCGAAGGGCUGAAUAGCCAAUCAACGAAGAAUUUUCCGCGGAAACAAAUGAAAAACUUGUGAUUCAAAGUGAUUGAGGAUUUCCUGCACAGAUGGCAACCGUUUUAGCUACGUUUUCGGUCCUCAAGGACCAUGUCAAGUUGAAGAUUUCACAGGACUCAGUGGCCAUUGAUAAUAUAGUUUUCAAGCUACACUACAGAGUCACGUUUUUGAUACUCUUGGCCAGUACGUUGAUGGUGACAGCUAAACAAUUUAUCGGAGAACAUAUCAGGUGUAUCGGUGGACAUGGAAUGAGCGAUGAUGUACUAAAAGUAAUCAACACCUAUUGCUUUUUUACGUCUACUUACACUGUGUCGAAACACUUGAACGCAACACCGGUGUUGUUAGGCGAAAUCCCGCAUCCUGGCGUGGGACCAGCGACCAAAGAAGACUCCCUGGUGCACCAUGCUUACUACCAGUGGGUGCCCUUCGUUCUGUUUUUUCAGGCACUCUUCUUUUACGCGCCUCACUACCUGUGGCGGAAUGUUGAAGGAGGUCGGUUAAAAGUGUUGGUAUCUGGGCUACACAUGGCGUCGUUGGCUUUGCGUGAGACAUCUUUGACAACUGAGAACGGUAUAACCGUUCCGUCGAUACAUGACCGUGACGAGAAAAUACGUCAGAUUCGACAUGCUUUUCUGAACCGUAUCCAUUUGAAUCGACCGUGGGCAUACUACAUGGGCCUCUGCGAGGUUCUCAACUUCAUCAACGUCCUCAUGCAAAUUUAUUUAACCGAUUGGUUCCUCGGCGGUGCUUUCCUCGGUCUUGGCCAAGCUGUAGCGCGCAAUGGCUUGGAUGGGGAAGUCGACGCGCUCGACAUCGUCUUUCCUAAAGUGACGAAAUGUACUUUCCACAAAUUUGGUCCAUCGGGUACCAUACAAAACCACGAUGCGCUAUGUGUCAUGGCGUUGAACAUCGUUAACGAGAAGAUCUAUAUCUUCCUCUGGUAUUGGUACAUCAUUCUGUCGGUGAUAACCGGUUUAGGACUGCUUUGGAGGUUACUGACUAUGGUCUUGCACGCCAGGAGCGUAACAUUCAACAAGUUGGUCUUCGCCAUGGCUUGUCCCGGGAGAUAUAAUCCGUGGAACGUGUUGGCAGUUACUAACGAAUGCCACUACGGAGACUGGGUGUUUCUUUAUUAUAUAGCAAAGAACCUAGAUAACUACGUGUUCAAGGAAUUGUUGCAGAAACUUGCCGAGGACCUGCAAGAAAGACGUCAGAUUCAACCUCAUCUCUUUAGCGAAGAGAAACCGUUAACUAGCUGAGUUUCAGUCUUAUCUUACUGAUAUCAUCUUAUGAGUAAUAUGAUUAUUCCAAAUAAUUCACAAGAAAACUGACUCAGACAAGCUGGAGGAAAAUUAAAGAAGUCAAAUUACCAAAAAAAAGCUAUUGUUAUAUCAAUGCAAUAGAACUCCCAUAUUACUUAUGGAAUGAUUUGAUUAUAGAUAUUUGAUAUAGAAGCAUAGAGGAGCUUGCAUUUUAAUGACAGUGUAUUGAAUAUAGGAUUAAUUUUUAAAUUUUCCAUGUCUUUAACCUGAUGCCUUAUAUUAUAAUAUAAAGAUAUACUUGCAUUACGAGUUGAUGGUACAAACGUGAUACAUGCGAAUUAGAUUUAAUGAUAGUUAUCGUUAUACAAUAUAUAUCAUAUUUAUAUACUUUGCUAUGACAAGAAGAAAUACUGCUUAUUUGUAAUAUUGUUCAAUGUAAACUAAGUACAAGAGUAUUCGAGUUGUGAAUCUUUUAGCUGUUGCAGAUUUAGUAAAAGUAACGUUAUAAAUAAAUACAAAAUUGGUACACGUUAAA